CCGAGGAGCCGCGCCUGACCGGAGCAGCGCCGCAUCCCUCUGCCUCUCAGAUAACCUCCGCCGCUCGGGCCUGCGGAGCCGCACCGGGCACGGAGCGGGGGCUGGCGGCUGAACCGGGACCCCUGCCCGGGGCCAGCGCAGCAAGCACGAAGCUGAGCUGGGGACAGAGGUACCAGCAGGGACCGAGGGGACAAGGUGUGUGGUGUCCUGGCAGCAGCCGAGGUGAGCUGCCCCUCCGGCACGGGAUGUGCCCUGAGCCCCUGCCCUGUGGGAGCUGCUGGUGACGGCAAGUGGGAGAGCCGGGAAGUCAGAGCAAAGGAAUUUGCAAACACAUUCUUCAGCACCACGAGGAUCUCACUGCAUGUAAACAGGAAUAGAGGCCGGGCUGGGGCGAAGUGAACUGCCUCCAGUACUGCAAGACCCUCCCUGGACUCACCUGCCCUGGGCAGUGCCCAGCCAGCAUCCCCAAACUACUGUUCCGGACUGCAGCUGAUCUGCUGUGGGAAGUGGCAGCAAAAUGGAAGAGUAGGGCUGCUGAGUGACUGCCAAUGUCACGUUAACAUCCCGGCGAGGCUGCAGGGAGCCAACGCUUUGAUCACCCGCCCAAGAGCAUCUGGAAGCAGGCAGGAUGCCACUGUGAGAGCUGCCUUCUCCUGCUUGCCCCAGCCUCACGCCUGGCACCCUCAGGGCUGGCUGCAGAAGAGGGGCGCAUGGCCCGCUGGCGCUGCCCCAUCUCCCCAGGAUGCGCUCCCGCACCAGCUGCUGCUCCCUGUGCUCCUGCUCCGCGGCCAGACCGAGAUUGAAAACUCAGCAGGCUGCCAGCAUGUUUUAGCCUCAUGCAGGCAUCCCUCAGAGACCCCAGAACAGUGGACAGUAAUGUGAAAACGAUACUCAUGUCGUGUCUGAAAGGGCAACAGGUCAUCAUUAAAAUGGAGGCGAUGAAAAUCAUCCACCCGGAGAAGUUCUCGGAGCUGCAGGCGUCGCAGCCGCGCUACGCACCCGCCCCGCGCCGCGAGCCGCCCCUCGUGGCCAAGCGCGCGUGGCCCUCCGAGUCCGAGAUCAUUGUCAACCAGGCGUGCGGGGACAUCCCCGCCUUGGAUGCCACCCCCGGGCCCCUGCCGCUGCCCCGGACUCCCCCCUUGCCACGGCGCGAGCGCGGCUACCAGGGCCAGCGCAAGGGCAGCUCCGAGGUCUGCUACCACCGGCAGCCGCCGUCAGACGAGGUCAUCGUCAACCAGUACGUGCUGCACCCCUCGACACCCUGCGAGCCCCUGGAGUGCCCCACCUGUGGCCACAUGUACAACUUCACCAACAAGCGGCCUCGCAUCCUCUCCUGCCUGCACUCGGUGUGCGAGGAGUGCCUGCAGAUCCUCUAUGAGUCCUGCCCCAAGUACAAGUUCAUCUCCUGCCCCACCUGCAAGCGGGAGACCGUCCUCUUCACUGACUACGGGCUGGCGGCGCUGGCCGUCAACACCAGUAUCCUGAACAGACUGCCGGCCGAGGCCCUGGCUGCCAACCCUGUCCAGUGGAGCAGCGACACCGACCGCAGCUGCUACCAGACCUUCCGCCAGUACUGCGGGGCCGCCUGCACCUGCCACAUCCGGAAUCCGCUGUCCUCCUGCACCAUCAUGUGAGCCCCGCGCCCCGCCCGCUCCUCCGCAGGGGCACGGCGGGCGGGACAGCACAGCCAGCGUCACGGCCGGUCCCUGUCCCCUCUCUGCCAGUGGCACAGCCAGGGAAUGCUCUAAUACUCACCACGGCCAAGGAUGUGGGACUGGUAUCCUUGCCGGCACCCACGGGGGGCACUGGGGGUGCUGGGACCUGGCAGCAGCCCCCUACUCACCAGUGGUGCCCAGGGAGAGGGACCUGGCAUGGGGAGCACAUCUACCAGCGCAUCCAGGGUCUGCAGCUCCCCUGGCCCUGCAGUGGGUGCUCCCGUGGUGCAUCGAGCAUCUCACCGUGCUCCUUCCCUGGGCGCCCCUCCCUCCUCUCUCCCCGGCUCUCCCAAGAGCGGACGCUGGGUCCCAGCUGGAGUGACACCCUCCCCAAAGCCUCACAGCCGGCAGCAGCAGCACAAGGAGCCCUGGAGAUGCAUGGGGCCACACUGGGCCACCCUCCCAGCACAGGAAGUGAGGACAGGUCCCCAGCUGCCUCCUCCACCCCGUCUCUGUAAGUUAUUUGCCAAAGCUUUCAUCUCAGUGGCCACGCCGCCAUGUGUCCGAGUCUCAGUAGCCACACCAAGCCGCCACCCUGGACCCUCGGAUGCCAGCAGACAGGUCCUCCGCAGGCCCUUGAGGAAAGCUCCACUUUGUCCUCGUUUUGGAGGAUUCUUGUUUUUCCCCAUCCAUCCCCAGCUGCCCCAUCCCAGGCCACUACGUGUUCACAAAGGCAUUGAGCUGUGCCCGUUCUCUGCUCCUCCGCCCGGGACCCACUCCUAUGCCCCAUGAGAUGGCUCAGGAGGGUGGCACAGGGUCCAGUACCCCAAGUUGCUGACUCCAGUGAGGGGAUUUGACUGGGCAGAGGGCAGAGGCACCGAGGUCUGGCUCCUGCCCACAGUCCCUUCCCAAGAGCAGCAAAUCUGCUCUGACCCCUGUGUGGAGGGGCUGGCAGAGUAGCAGCCCCCUGUACAGUCUUGCUUUCUCCAAAGCACCUGGAGGGGUAAGUUUGCUGCCAAAAAAAAAAAAAAAAAAAAAGAAAAA
This is a messenger RNA of Prinia subflava (tawny-flanked prinia), 2699 nucleotides long. It is a transcript of the gene RNF208, whose product is annotated as ring finger protein 208. The transcript has 2 exons. The record is from RefSeq and is a predicted model, not a curated record. Gene Ontology annotation, biological process: protein ubiquitination. Gene Ontology annotation, molecular function: ubiquitin protein ligase activity. The coding region runs from base 837 to 1634 and encodes 265 amino acids. Lineage: Eukaryota; Metazoa; Chordata; Aves; Passeriformes; Cisticolidae.